Molecule: messenger RNA, 5625 nt
Organism: Nematostella vectensis (starlet sea anemone)
Lineage: Eukaryota; Metazoa; Cnidaria; Anthozoa; Actiniaria; Edwardsiidae
Exons: 9
Coding region: 108-5099 (1663 amino acids)
Biological process (GO): Notch signaling pathway; protein ubiquitination
Molecular function (GO): nucleic acid binding
Source: RefSeq, a predicted model, not a curated record
AUAAUAAGAAAAGCACAUUCGUCGCUUCCUACUAAAACCCGAACACCACCGCAUCUUGUCUAGUUUUGGUCGUAAACUGUAACUUGUUUGGUAGCAAAUAAGACAUCAUGGAUUCCUCUCAUAUCGGAGAAACUUUAGCUUUGCGAACUGUGAAGGUUACUGACUUUCCCGAAGGACUGAGCAAGAAUGAUCUCUGGAUUCACUUCCAAAAGCGAAGGAAUGGUGGCGGUGAUGUUGAAGAUGUGAUUCUAGAGCAAGAUGGUAGCGUGGCUCUGGUAAUUUUUGAGAAUGAGGAAGUUGCUUCGUCUGUCUUGUCUACACCACAAGUGUCGAAGGGAGCCACAUUCAAUGUAGAGAAAUACCAACUAACCAGCUAUGAACCAGAGGUUUUCAGUUCAGUGAGUGCAGUGAUAAAUCAAGAUGUGUUUCAGCAGUACGUUGACAGAAUGAUGGGGUUUCUCAACAAACUCAAGGCGGACACCAACAUCACAUGGGAGAAAUGCAGUAAAGGCUACUUGUUAACCGGCUCAUUCAACCAGAUUAGUGUCUGUCAUCAGAUGCUAGAGGAGAUUUCUGAAAAACCAAUACAUGAGAAUGGUGGAGUGACAAGUUUGUACAUCAAAGGAGAGACUGCUGGUCACCAGCAGACUUGCAUUGCUGGCUCAUCACAAGAAGGAAUUCCUGCUUUGAAUGGGACUGCAGGCUCAAAUGCCGUCUCAAAGAGUCUUUCAGCUUUACAUCAAGUUGAUGCAGCUGACUUGAACAUGUCAGUACCACCCAAAACAGGUACCACUGACAAAAAGUUGCAAGAAUCACAGAGGAAGGAUGCCACUGAUAGAAAUGUGCCGGAGCCGCAAGGAAAUGAUACCGCUGAAACAGUUGUGCAGGCUCCACAAAAAAAGGAUGCAGAUGAUAGAAAUGUGCCGGUGCCACAAGGAAAGGAUACCGCUGAAACAGUUGUGCAGGCUCCACAAAAAAAGGAUGCAGAUGAUAGAAAUGUGCCGGUGCACCAAGGAAAUGAUACCGCUGAAACAGUUGUGCAGGCUCCACAAAAAAAGGAUGCAGAUGAUAGAAAUGUGCCGGUGCACCAAGGAAAUGAUACCGCUGAAACAGUUGUGCAGGCUCCACAAAAAAAGGAUGCAGAUGAUAGAAAUGUGCCGGUGCACCAAGGAAAUGAUACCGCUGAAACAGUUGUGCAGGCUCCACAAAAAAAGGAUGCAGAUGAUAGAAAUGUGCCGGUGCCACAAGGAAAGGAUACCGCUGAAACAGUUGUGCAGGCUCCACAAAAAAAGGAUGCAGAUGAUAGAAAUGUGCCGGUGCCACAAGGAAAGGAUACCGCUGAAACAGUUGUGCAGGCUCCACAAAAAAAGGAUGCAGAUGAUAGAAAUGUGCCGGUGCCACAAGGAAAGGAUACUGCUGAAACAGUUGUGCAGGCUCCACAAAAAAAGGAUGCAGAUGAUAGAAAUGUGCCGGUGCCACAAGGAAAGGAUACCGCUGAAACAGUUGUGCAGGCUCCACAAAAAAAGGAUGCCGUUGAUAGAAAUGUGCCGGUGCUACAAGGAAAGGAUACCGCUGAAACAGUUGUGCAGGCUCCACAAAAAAAGGAUGCCGCUGAUAGAAAUGUGCCGGUGCUACAAGGAAAGGAUACCGCUGAAACAGUUGUGCAGGCUCCACAAAAAAAGGAUGCCGCUGAUAGAAAUGUGCCGGUGCUACAAGGAAAUAAUACCGCUGAAACAGUUGUGCAGGCUCCACAAAAAAAGGAUGCAGAUGAUAGAAAUGUGCCGGUGCCACAAGGAAAGGAUACCGCUGAAACAGUUGUGCAGGCUCCACAAAAAAAGGAUGCAGAUGAUAGAAAUGUGCCGGUGCCACAAGGAAAGGAUACCGCUGAAACAGUUGUGCAGGCUCCACAAAAAAAGGAUGCCGCUGAUAGAAAUGUGCCGGUGCUACAAGGAAAGGAUACCGCUGAAACAGUUGUGCAGGCUCCACAAAAAAAGGAUGCCGCUGAUAGAAAUGUGCCGGUGCCACAAGGAAAUGAUACCGCUGAGAAAGUUGUGCAGGCGCCAAAGCAGAAGUAUACUGCUGAAACAAAUACGCAGGAACCACAACUAAAUGAUUUCGUUGGUGCAAAAUUAGGUGCAUCACAACAAAAAGAAACUGCUAAAAAUAGCUCGUUGGUUCUUGCCCAGGACAACACUGCUGAUGGAUUCCCAGCACUGCAAAAUAACACCACGAUCAAUUCCACUAGGGGUGUGAAAAAAUCUUCUGAAAAUGUGGGACAAAGGCAAGGCGAUAAAAAUCAAGAGGCAGGCACAAAAAUAGCUGCAAAAAGACAUCCACUUUCUACAAACGCGAAAGCACAACGAGUGACGCGCUUAGCUGGUGAAAUUGCUGCCUCUAACUACUCAGGAAAUGGAAAAGCUGUUGAAAAACCACGUGAAGAAAGCAUCCCACAGCAGACCACAAGUAAAAGAGACGAGAGUAAAACACCAUCCCAACACAGAAAGCAGCAGGAGAAGAAGGAACAGAUUAAAGAAAUGGUGGCUGAGACAAAGUGCAAACCAAGACAGCUAGAGAUCACAUCUGUUCAGACCUGGAAAGCUUUUCAGGCAGCUUAUAAGAAAGAACUCGUGACGGUUGAGAGACUCUCAAGUGUUAAGGUCAGCAUACGUGAUGAUAAAGUGCUGUUGGAUGCAAUAGCAGGCUGUGACCCUGACAUGUUGGAUAAAGCUUUUUCAGAGAUUACGGAGCUGUACCGAGCGAAGCUGCCGGAUUUUCUGACGGUGCGAUUUUCCGCAAAAAGCGACAUUGAGAGUAACAGCCUUCGCAAUAUUUUGAUGAAAAAGCGCCGAGAUUUCCACGUCGCCCUCGAGAUAUCAAAAGACCGAAAAACGUGGGAGCUGAUUGGCGAGAAGGAAACGGUCCAAAAGAUGUUAACAGAAGUGGAAAGCAAAGUUAAAAUAAGGUAUGCAUCUGAAAAGAACGAGGAUGAAAAUCAUGAAGACAAAGGUGUAGUCGCGGCGGUCACAGACAGCGGUGAAGGAAAUGUGAGAGGUGGCAAGAAUGGGAAAGGCAGAGCAGGAGAAGGACUAACCAAUGAUGAUGAUAGUAUACCUCCACAAGUUCUCAAGCAAGUGCUAGGCCCCGUCACGGUGACCGUUUACCAGGGUGACAUUACCAAUGAGCGAGCAGAUGCGGUAGUGAAUGCGGCCAACUGCGACCUCAUCCACGGAGGGGGUGUGGCGGGGGCCAUACUCGCCAAGGGGGGCUGGUCCAUACAAGAAGAGUGCUACCAGAUCGUUGGGCGUUUCGGCCGUCUUGAAGUUGGCGAUGCUGUGCAAACAAACGCUGGAAAGCUUCUUUGUAAAGCUGUGAUUCAUGCCGUGGGUCCCACAUGGGGGGGCGCGACGCCAGAACAAGUAAAAAACCAGCUUUUCCGCGCAUGCCUAGAGAGCCUGUACACCGCUGACAACAUCAACUUAUGCUCUAUCGCUUUCCCUGCCAUCAGCUCAGGAAUCUACGGAGUUCCCAAGGAGAUUUGCGCACAGGUGAUGUUAGAUGCUGUGGAGCAUUAUGCAGAGAAAAGGAAUGAAUCUGGGAUGCCCGGGGUCUCAGACAUCCGCCUUGUCAAUAUUGAUGAACCAACUGUCAGGGCAUUCAUGGCGGAGUUUAGGAGAAGGUAUGGGGAAGGGACUGGUGAAAAGUCAGGGAGUCCGGUACCCACUUCGUUGCCGAGUGGUGGAAAGUCCGGUAGCCCAGUAACCGGUUCUUUGCCAAGUGGUGGAAAGUCCGGGAGUACGGUACCCACUUCGUUGCCGAGUGGUGAAAAGUCCGGUAGCCCAGUACCCAGUUCCGUGUCAAAUGGUGGAAAUUCCGGUAGCCCGGUACCCGGUUCUGUGCCGAGUGGUGGAAAGUCCGGGCGCCCGGUAUCCGGUUCCUCGCCGAAUGAAAGAAGUUUGUCCAAGAAAGAUAAAGGACCGUCAUCUUCCGACAAGAAAACAGAGAAAAAGAAUAGUGAUGAGAUGGUUACGGGGAUCGGUUAUUCUGAAACUAGCCGCAUAAAGAAGAUAAUAUCUUCGUGGAAUAAACCAGAUUCGAAUGGUCAAGAUAAAGGCAAAGCUAUUGAUCAAAAUAAGUUUACAGCCAGCAAAUCAGACAUAAAACAUCCACCUGUCAAUCAAAGGCCGGAAACGGGCUACGGGCGAUGGAGAGGUCAAAAAAGGGAAUGGAAUGAGACAGCUAGGAGACCUGGUCAGGGACAACAAGCUAAACCAGCCGCUGAAUCAAAUGCGCAAACUGACCGCAACGCCCGCCCUCCGACAAAGCCAACCGCUGACUUAAGCCAACGCACGCAAUCAACCCAAGCUGCCGAUACAAGAUCUCGGGCGCAAGCAAAGCCUGCCACUGGGCCUAGCCCCACUGCAGAUAAGAAAGUCGCUGACCCCCCUUCCCGGUUGCUCGGCGGCGCCCGACCGAAAGAGUUCCGCGGGCAUCGAAAGGAUGAGGGUCUCCUCAGUAUUCCCUCCAAAAGCAGUGAUGAUCUGGAAGGCAAGUGUCCGAUCUGCUAUAAACGUCUUCGCCAGCCAGAGACGCUGCCCUGUCAGCACAAAUUCUGCGCGAGUUGUCUGACGCAAGCAACGAAACAAUUCCCUCAUUGUCCCGUAUGUAGAGCUCCACAGGAAACCCAACAAGUCAUCGUACAGGGAAACCAACCAGAUGGGUCAAUGUUGCACCGCACACAGCCGCAUAUUCUUCCUGGCUACGAGACGGCUGGCUCAAUUGUCAUACAAUACGCGUUUCCGUCCGGAAUCCAGUACCCCCACCAUCCCAAUCCUGGACAACCAUACGACGGAACUGUCCGGAAAGCCUACCUACCGGACACCCCUGAGGGGCGUGAGGUGCUCAGGUUACUAAGGAAAGCCUUUGACGCGAGACUUGUGUUUAAAGUUGGCCGAUCGUUGUCUUCCGGUUUGGAUAACCAGAUUGUGUGGAAUGUCCUCCACAAGACUAGCGUGCAUGGAGGACCAGAGAAUUAUGGCUAUCCAGAUCCAUUUUAUCUCAGCGACGUGAAGGAAGAGCUAGCUGAUUUAGGAAUUAAAUAGGACAAAGGAUCAACAACCUCCUCUUCAUUUUGGGUAAAUCGGAGAUAUUUUGUUUUCGAACUUCGAAAGCCCUGUGGGGCUAAAUGAUUGAGGAGCACUGGAACCUUGGGUCCAGUAAGGGCCUUCGCGCGUUCGGAAACAAGACAUGUUAGCAGGCCAGGUGGUACUUUACGCAAUUUAGAACACAUUAAUGACAAUGACCCAAUCGGGUGUUGCUGUAUUUCUUAACAAACGUAGAACGUGAUAGCAGCACCCUAAAAAAGUUGAGUAAACGAGCUUAGUUAAUGGCGUUCUUUUCGGAUUUUAUGGUUGAUGGUGUGACGUCAUCCGGAGCAUUCUGCCUCAUGGCCAACCACAGGGUCGCCGAAUAGAACAGCAGAAUUUAUGCUGAGGGAACACUUCUCUAAGAAAGUAGCUCUUUUUUUUGAAACUCAGUGAAUGCGAGGAAACACAACUAUAAUUCUGACACAUGGUAAUUUAUUGGGGUUGAGAAUUGUUUCUAUUAAAUAUCAAUUAUUCAAUAUAA